Molecule: messenger RNA, 2134 nt
Organism: Gadus chalcogrammus (walleye pollock)
Lineage: Eukaryota; Metazoa; Chordata; Actinopteri; Gadiformes; Gadidae
Product: mucin-1-like
Exons: 8
Coding region: 203-2095 (630 amino acids)
Source: RefSeq, a predicted model, not a curated record
GAAGCCAAUCGCUCCUGUAUGUAGCCAUGCGCCACUGAGCAGUUUGUAUAGGAAUGAAUGGGCGGCCAUUUUCCAGUCCGUGGUCCAUCCUUUAUUAUGUCCAUGGCGAGGAGCAGCUUCCACCGAAUUCGGUGCGAUCGUUAUUGGUCUUUCCGUUGCAACGGAGGAGAAAAUCCGGGUGAAGGAGCUUGGACCGGACAAAAUGGACACGACAGGGAAGAGACGGCGAACUCUAACAAAGAAAAGGCAAGAAAUGCCAGUUUCCCCCCCUACCCAAAAUGAGGAAUCUGGUUAUUUUGCAUUUGUUCACUUUGAAGAUGAUGCUACUGCAACAAUUUUUAAACCCUCAAGCAUAUUAGUAGGCAGCAACGAAAGUCCAGUCCUUCGACUCCUGGACCUUAAAACGGGACAAAAUGUUUUAGCUAAGUGGUCUGACGGCAAAUUUUACAAAGCCACUGUUGAAUAUGUAUCUCAGACAGAGACCCCAGUCAGAAAAACACCAAAGCAGACACCAAAGCAGGCUUUUAUAAACCAAUUUUUAGGGUCUCAGCAUGUGUCAGCAUCAUCAUCAGGGUCUUCACCUGACACUAUAAUAAUACAGAGGAGCCCUCUGCCAGAAUUUGGGGAAGAGAUCAGUCCAGGACCAUUGACGUCACCUCACUUGGCCAGCAGAGAUGGACGUUCGCCUCACGGUGCUGGUGCUCUAGCCAGGAGAAGCCCACCAUCAUCGCACAGGGCCAGUGGAGGCGGACCAUCCCUUAACUGGGCCAGUGGAGUCUCACCUCCCUCCCACGGGGCCAGUAGAGUCUCACCUCCCUCCCACGGGGCCAGUGGAGUCUCACCUCCCUCCCACGGGGCCAGUGGAGUCUCACCUCCCUCCCACGGGGCCAGUGGAGUCUCGCCACCCUCCCACGGGGCCAGUGGAGUCUCACCUCCCUCCCACGGGGCCAGUGGAGUCUCGCCACCCUCCCACGGGGCCAGUGGAGUCUCACCUCCCUCCCACGGGGCCAGUGGAGUCUCACCUCCCUCCCACGGGGCCAGUGGAGUCUCACCUCCCUCCCACGGGGCCAGUAGAGUCUCACCUCCCUCCCACGGGGCCAGUGGAGUCUCACCUCCCUCCCACGGGGCCAGUGGAGUCUCGCCACCCUCCCACGGGGCCAGUGGAGUCUCACCUCCCUCCCACGGGGCCAGUGGAGUCUCGCCACCCUCCCACGGGGCCAGCGGAUAUGGAUAUUCGACACAAGGGGCCGGUGCCAGUGGACUGGGACCUGACUGGGGCAGCAGACUGGGACCAUCUGACUGGAGAAACACACCUCUGUACUAUGGAGUCCAUGCAGCAUUGGAAACAGCCUAUGGUGAGACUGGCACUUGUGCAUCAGCUUACAGUGUUGGAGCAGCCGGCCCGUUGCCAUAUGGUCCAUCACCUGACGGAGGACAUGCAUCUGACCCACCACCUGGUGAUGGCAAUCCAGCCGGCAGAAAAGCGGCCAGCCCACUGCACUACUGGAGAGAAUUAGGCAGCUCACCAGAUCAGAGCAACGUCCCAACAGCUACUGAGUGGACACCUUGCGAUGGAUGUAAGAAGGAGUUUGACAAGCUCAUCUGUCAGAAGAGGGAAGUCGAUGAGGUCGCCUCAAAAAUAGACCCGGGCCAGCUCCAAGAGAUCCAGAAUCUCAUCAAUUUAAUUGGACAGAGUCAUCGCGAUCAGGAGUCAGACAGCACCAACCCUUCUGCAACAUCAGGCCAUCAGGAACUGUUUCCUGACAGCGGCUUGUUUGUCUCUUCCUUCCGACUUGCUGCUAUGCACCAGUCAGCGAGACAGGACUCAAUGCGUCUGUUUCACUCACUGUUUGACCACUUCUUCACUGUGGAAGAGUGUCAGAAAUCUGUUGCUUUUGGUCGCCAUGGCAAGCCCCCAGAAGGAAAGAAGCUGCUUGAAAGGAAGAAGGUGGACGGAAUUCUAACCUAUGUCCUGAGAUGUGCAACAAUUCCAGGUUGGACAAAAAUUGAUGACAGCAAACUGAAGAAGGCCUUCAUAAACAAAUGUAGGGCCAGAGCAGGAGAGAACAGCAGUAGACCUGAAUGCACUCCUUAGCAAUGGUUGCUGUUUGUUGAGUUGUUGGUGAUGUCCCCU